UUCUCCGCCGCCGUCCUCCGCCCUACCGAAGAAAUUGAGACAAAUUAUUUAUUUAAGAUAAUAUAUAAUAUUUUUAUAUAAAUGGGAAAUUCUAAAAUUCGUCUGCGCAAAAGUCUUUCUACAAUAACCAAUCCUUAUUUAAUACCAAAAAGGAGCCACCGCAUUCUUUCACGAUUCUCUUACAUUUGUUUUUUCUUUACAAAAAGUCGCAUCUAAGUUUGAGACCGCCAACGCCAACUGUCGAGGAAACUUCUCUCUAAUUUCUUCGUUGAAGUGAUGCGAUUCGUAUUGAUUGGAUCCAAUACUUUGUUUCUUUAUGUCCGGUAAAUCGGCUGGGUUUCACAAGAGCUUUUUUUUUUAGGGUUUCUAAAAGCAAGUGAGGGUUCUCGGUUUCUUUCUUCUUGUUUGAUGUUGAUGAUGGGGGAAGAUAAUCGCAAUGAUAGCUUCGGUAUCUUGUCAAGUGGCGAUCUCUCGGCUGAUUAUAAGUUCGAUGAUUUCGUUGGGGAUGGUAUGUGCAUCGAUCUCGACAGCAUCAAUCGUAUUCUUGAGGAGAACUCUGAUCCUCCGCAGAUUAAUCCAGAAGAUCCAUCGCUUAGAAAUAUGUCUCAAGGGGACUCAGAUCUUGAAUCCAUCCAGUUUCAAAGUGAAUCGCCUUGCUCGGGGUUUACUUUUGCAGAUUGUUUAAGAAAUAAUUCCUAUGAUUCAGAUGCUAGGGCAGGGUCUACUGGUGGCUCCUUUUAUUAUCAUGGGAAUUUAGAACUCUCUGCACAUGAUUGUUCACCGGUUCAAACAUCCUCUGCAAGUUUUAAAGAGUGGUCUGCAAUUUGUCAAGGGACAUCCUACAGAGAGAGAGUUGAGAUUCCCAGCUGUAGUACAGCAUCUAGUUUUUCUGAGAUAGAUGGCAACCAUGCGUUAGAUCAUGGAGAUAAUUUAAGAUUUGAUCUUGUGGAUGAUAAAACUAGCUCAUUGUUCAUGAAUACUAAAGAGGAGUUUGGCUACAAAAAUGCUUUGCACAGCCCUGUUGAUGAGAAUACAAACUUAAUAUUUGAUCAGUAUGAUCCCUGUUCAGUUAUAAGUUGUUACGUGAAUGGAGAUGAUGCAUAUUUUGCUGAUUCCUCAAUGCAACACUCGCCUGGUUCCCUAAAUUUUAUGUUUGAAGAAAGUAAGGAGGGUGAAGUUGUGGAAUUUCCCACUGAGAGUGCAUGCUCCAGUAGUAGGAUAAUAUUCAAUUCUCAGGGUGAGAUUGAUAAUAGGUCUGUGUCACAGCUCUCAAUGAAUGGUUUCUCUGAUGUAAAGAAACUUCAUUUUGAAGGUGAAGGGAAUGGACAUGUUGCCUAUGGAAAAUUUUCAUACACUGCCAAUGAUGGACUCUUUGAUGACAAAGGUUCGCUGCAGCCAUUCACUCAUUCUAAACCUUGCAUUUUAAAUAACAAACAAGCAGUUUAUGGAAAGAAUGAAGAUAACGAACUGAUCACAUCUGGCAAUAUUUUCUCCCAUUCUGCUGAAUCUUUAGAUGAAGCUAGCUGGAGAAAGUCUACUAACAGGGUUGCUGAGUCAUUAUCUCUUGACGAAGCCUCAAAGCAGUCAUCUGAUAUUUAUCCUUCUGUAUCAAAUCAGGAUUUUAUGGUUAAUGGCAAGGAUGCUCAUCAUUACAAUCAUGACAUUAAUCUAAAUGUUAGUAGUCAAUCUUUCUUCAGUGAGGGACAUUUAAAUUUAACUUCCCCAGAGAACUAUUUUUCCAGUGCAUACCCAAUUAGUUCAACCAAGAUGCAGUUAGGUUGUUUUCAGGAUGAAAGAGAGAAUAAGUUUAUUCCUUCAAGGAGUAUGGGUCUUUCAAAAGUCAGUCCUGAAUCUAUUCAUAGCAAUUCAUCAGAUUGCAGAUCCUAUGUUGAUGAUGACCCUGAUAUAUGCAUUCUUGAAGACAUUAGUCAACCUGCCCGGUCAAACCAAUCUCUGGUGCUUGUGAAGAAGACUUCAAGUUUGCCGAAUACUGCAUCUAGUACUCAGCUUCAUAACCCAGGAAUAGGGGGUAUCAGGCUCAAGGGAAACGAUGAACAGUUAAUUUUUCGUGUUGCAUUGCAGGGCCUUUCUCAGCCAAAAUCUGAAGCUAGUCCUCCGGAUGGUGUUUUGGCAGUACCUCUUCUACGCCAUCAGAGAAUUGCUUUGUCAUGGAUGACCCAGAAGGAGAAAACUGGCUUACACUGUAUGGGAGGAAUUCUCGCAGAUGAUCAGGGAUUAGGAAAGACUGUGUCAACAAUUGCACUUAUUCUUAAUGAAAGGCCUUCAUCUUCUAAAGCAUCCUCUCAAGAUGUGAGAAAGGUUGAGUUGGAAACACUAAAUUUGGAUGAUGAUGAAGAGAUGAAGCAAGAUUCUGAUAACAGUCAUGUCAUGUCAAAUGGUGCUUCAAAGAAAAGCUCUUCUCCAUCAGGGCAAGCAAAGGGAAGGCCAGCUGCUGGAACACUCAUUGUAUGUCCCACAAGUGUAUUGCGGCAAUGGGCAGAUGAGUUACACAAUAAGGUGACGAAAGAAGCUAAUCUCUCCUUUCUAGUGUACCAUGGAAGCAACAGGACAAGGGAUCCUUUAGAGUUGGCAAAGUAUGAUGUUGUCCUUACUACAUAUUCAAUUGUUAGCAUGGAGGUCCCAAAACAACCUCCUGUUCAAGGAGAUGAUGAUGAGAAAGGGAAGUUGGAAGGUGACCGUGCUUCUUCUCUGGAUUUUCCACCAAGCAGGAAAAGGAAAUACCCGCCUAGUUCUAAUAAAAAAGGAGCGAAGCACAAGGAGGUUGACGAUUUGCUUCUUGAUUCUGCUGCUCGACCUCUUGCAAAAGUUGGAUGGUUUAGAAUUGUUCUGGAUGAGGCCCAAAGCAUUAAAAACCAUAAAACUCAAGUUGCUAGGGCCUGUUGGGGCCUUCGUGCUAAACGAAGAUGGUGUUUGUCUGGGACUCCAAUUCAAAAUGCCAUUGAUGACCUUUAUAGCUACUUCAGAUUUCUGAGAUAUGACCCAUAUGCUGCUUACAAAUAUUUCUGUUCUUCCAUAAAGAUCCCGAUUGCUAAAAAUCCAGCGAAAGGCUAUCCAAAAUUGCAAGCUAUCUUGCAAACAAUAAUGUUACGCCGCACGAAAGCUACACUUCUUGAUGGGGAACCAAUUAUUAACUUGCCACCUAAAGUGAUAGAACUGAGAAAGGUGGAAUUCACAAAGGCGGAACGUGACUUCUAUUCCAGACUGGAGUCUGAUUCACGUGCUCAGUUUAAAGAGUAUGCAGCUGCGGGGACUGUCAAACAGAACUAUGUGAAUAUCUUGUUGAUGCUUUUGCGGCUUCGCCAAGCCUGUGAUCAUCCUCUUCUGGUCAGAGGUUUUGAUUCAAACUCUUCAUGGAAAUUGUCAAUUGAGACUGCAAGGAAGCUUCCUCAGGAAAAGCUAACAUUUCUUUUAAGUUGUUUAUCAUCUUUGGAACUCUGUGGCAUCUGCAAUGAUCCACCAGAAGAUGCUGUUGUCACCAUCUGUGGUCAUGUUUUCUGCAACCAAUGCAUCUCUGAACAUCUUACUGGUGAUGACAAGCAGUGUCCCACCAAAAAUUGCAAAGGUCAAUUAAGUGCGUCUUCAGUGUUUUCGAAUACCUCUUUAAACAGUUCUCUCUCUGAGCAGCCUGGUGAGGAUAAGUCUCUUGAUUGUUCUGGUUCAAAAGUUGUUGAGGUAAUUGGGCCUUGUUCUGAGGAUAGUUUGAAUGAUUCUUCCAAAAUUAAAGCUGCCCUUGAUGUCCUUAAAUCACUAGCUAAACCUCAAGAUAAUAGAUUAAGGACUAGUGGCUGCCCAGAAGGUUCCUCUGAUCUCCAGUCUCCGGAUUCACUAAAUGGCCUUCCCGAUGGAAAGGAUCUGGUUAUGGGUGCAAGUUCGAAUGAUUCCAGUAAGGCACCUGGGGAGAAAGCUAUAGUGUUUUCCCAGUGGACAAGGAUGUUGGAUUUAUUUGAAGCCUGUCUUAAAAGUUCUUCCAUCCAAUACAGAAGACUUGAUGGAACUAUGUCAGUUGCUGCUAGAGAUAAAGCAGUGAAAGAUUUCAACACCCUACCAGAGGUAUCUGUUAUGAUUAUGUCCUUAAAAGCUGCCAGUCUUGGGCUGAACAUGGUUGCAGCUUGCCAUGUACUUCUGCUUGAUCUUUGGUGGAACCCUACAACUGAGGACCAGGCAAUUGAUAGGGCACAUCGAAUUGGGCAGACUCGGCCUGUAACUGUUUUACGAUUAACUGUGAAAGAUACAGUUGAGGAUCGUAUUUUGGCUCUUCAGCAAAAGAAGAGGAAGAUGGUUGCAUCAGCAUUUGGGGAGGAUGAGACCGGUGGGCGUCAGACUCGCCUCACAGUAGAAGACUUGGAAUACUUGUUCAUGGCAUGAUGUGUCACUUUUAUAGCUACAUCAGUAAUUGGCAUUAGCAAAACUGGCGGUGCAUAGACUUGCAUCCCAAGGUCCCGUGCAUCAUGUUGGGGAUGGACAGUCGGAUCUCCCACUUCUUCCUGUAGAACACCAUUUCACAACCCGUCUUCCCUGCCUAGCAGAUGCUAUGACAGGCAAGGGGCAAGGCGUUUUGAACAGACGCUGUUAAUAGUAGGAGAAUUCUCAUACCACAUAGUCACAAAAGGAAAGUUAAAUUUGUUUUGUUGGUCAUUGAUAGUUCUCAAACCUCACAUCACCUAUGACAUUGUAUAUGGAUAUAGGGAUAGGGCUCUUCCAAAGAUGGUAUAGGGUUGGAACUGGGCUAUUCUUUUAGUUAUGUAAAUGAUAGGUCCCCUAUUUUUAAUUUUCUUAUUCUUUUCUAAGAUACAGAAACUGAAAUUUGUAGCAUCAUCGGUCAUUUUGAGUAUACUAUUUAUGGCCCUGCAGUGUAUUCAUUCAUUAAUGUGAAAACUUGAUUAUUGCGAAUUAGAA
This is a messenger RNA of Gossypium raimondii (Peruvian cotton), 4917 nucleotides long. RefSeq lists its product as hypothetical. The coding region runs from base 409 to 4386 and encodes 1325 amino acids. NCBI's taxonomy places the organism in Eukaryota, Viridiplantae, Streptophyta, Magnoliopsida, Malvales, Malvaceae. Gene Ontology annotation, molecular function: metal ion binding; ATP binding; ATP-dependent chromatin remodeler activity. The transcript is spliced from 12 exons. The record is from RefSeq and is a predicted model, not a curated record.